This is a messenger RNA of Entrophospora sp. SA101, 963 nucleotides long. Lineage: Eukaryota; Fungi; Glomeromycota; Glomeromycetes; Entrophosporales; Entrophosporaceae. The record is from the annotation of a GenBank genome assembly.
AUGUCUUUACCAAAAAGAAUAAUCAAGGAGACUGAACGUUUAAUACAGGAACCAGCUCCUGGCAUAAGUGCAAUACCACAUGAAGAAAACCUUCGAUACUUUGAUGUUAUUAUAGCUGGCCCAACUCAGUCACCAUUUGAAGGUGGAGUUUUUAAAUUGGAACUAUUUCUUCCUGAGGAAUAUCCAAUGGCACCACCUAAAGUACGUUUUAUAACUAAAAUAUAUCAUCCAAAUAUUGAUAAACUUGGAAGAAUUUGUUUAGAUAUUUUAAAAGACAAGUGGUCACCAGCUUUACAAAUUCGUACUGUACUUCUUUCUGUACAAGCACUUUUAUCUGCUCCAAAUCCUGAUGAUCCACUUGCUAAUGAUGUUGCACAACAUUGGAAAGAAGAUGAAAAGGCUGCAAUUGCAACAGCUCGAGAUUGGACUAGGAGUUAUGCUCAAGAACCAGCACCUGGUAUAAGUGCAAUACCACAUGAAGAAAACCUUCGAUACUUUGAUGUUAUUAUAGCUGGCCCAACUCAGUCACCAUUUGAAGGUGGAGUUUUUAAAUUGGAACUAUUUCUUCCUGAGGAAUAUCCAAUGGCACCACCUAAAGUACGUUUUAUAACUAAAAUAUAUCAUCCAAAUAUUGAUAAACUCGGAAGAAUUUGUUUAGAUAUUUUAAAAGACAAGUGGUCACCAGCUUUACAAAUUCGUACUGUACUUCUUUCUGUACAAGCACUUUUAUCUGCUCCAAAUCCUGAUGAUCCACUUGCUAAUGAUGUUGCACAACAUUGGAAAGAAGAUGAAAAGGCUGCAAUUGCAACAGCUCGAGAUUGGACUAGGAGUUAUGCUCAAGCUGCUCGUGAUAAACAUCAAGAAUGUAUUAAUAUGGUGGAAAAUCAUGCAGUUGCUUAUGAAAUUAAUGAAUUGAUAAAGAAAAUGAAUUUAUUUUAUGAUAAGGAAAAAUUGACACAAUAA